UGUUGAAACAGCUUCCACUAGAGAUUUUCUGAGUGAGUGAUUUCCUUCCUUCCUCGUAUACUGUCGGAGUGUUAUCGCGAUCUGUCGCCGUUCAAUGGCCACGCGUCAAUAAACUUCUCAAAUUCCACAUUUUGCAUGAAAUUUGCUGGCAUCAAAUUGCUUUGAUGCAAAGAUGCUUUCAAAUAAAAUAUUUAUGACGAAGUCGUGUUUUCGCGUUUGAAUUAUUGACAAGAAGGACAAAAAUGGAGACUUAUAGCUUGGAAGAAGUCAGCAAACAUAACUCAGAGGACAGCGCUUGGUUGGUAAAUAAUGGACGAGUUUUUGAUGUAACUGAAUUUCUAAGUCAUCAUCCUGGUGGCAGAAAUGUUUUAUUGCCAAAAUUUGGCAAAGAUGUCAGUGAAAUAAUGCAAGAUCCCAGCGUGCAUAAGCACUCUGCUGUUGCUUACAAUAUGAUGAACAAAUAUCGCAUUGGAAAAUUGUCCAGUUCGAAGAAUAAUGUUCAGGAUGAAGAUGAAGAACUGAAUAUGGAAGGAUAUAAAGAAAAUGAAUUGGUGGACUGGAGUAAGCCAAUGGUAGCCCAGGUUGGAAAGCUUGGAUCUGAAUACAUGAAAUGGGUUCACUCGCCUGUUAACCGUCCUCUGCGUUUGUUUGGUCCAGAGAUUGUUGAGUUCUUCUCCAAGACACCAUGGUACAUUGUACCUAUUGUUUGGCUACCAGUUGUUUUGUAUCUAUCCAUUGUUGGUUUGAUGCAUUUAUCUGAUGAUGUUGCAAGUGCUUUAACUAACAUGUACUCCAUAUUUGUCAUCUUCCUGUGUUUGUUUUUAUUUGGAACUUUCUUGUGGACAUUGGUGGAGUAUAUUCUGCACCGAUAUCUCUUCCAUAUCACUCCACCAGAUGAUUCACCGUUUUGGAUAACGUUUCAUUUUUUUAUCCAUGGACAACAUCAUAAGGUUCCAUUUGACAGUGGACGACUGGUGUUUCCACCUGUUGCUGCUUCGGUAUUCGCUGUAACAUUUUACACCCUUUUUAUUUCAACAUUGCCGUAUGGUAUUGCAAAUUCAUUGUUUGCUGGUGGAUUGCUUGGUUAUGUUAUGUACGACUGUAUCCAUUAUUAUUUACAUCAUGGAUCACCAAAUCAUGGCAGUUAUUUUCACAGCCUGAAAAGCUACCAUGUUGCACACCAUUUUGAAGAUUCUAAGAAAGGCUAUGGCAUAUCUAGUAAACUUUGGGAUUUUCCAUUCAAUACAACACCAAUGAAAUUUGAGUGAAGGACAUUAUAUGACCUAUUUAAAAAGUAAAUUAUUUUAAUUUAAACUUCUAUGAAUGACAAUAGAUUAAUAGUAAGUAUAUUCUAUAACUAUAGAUUAUAUUAUAAUGUAGUUUUACAAGCACUGAUUUUUUCUUAUAAAAAUCUUACUUGAAAAGACAGUGUGGGUAAAUUAAUUUGUACAAAGUACAAUCUAAUAAAUGUAGCUGUGAUAAAUGAAGUAACCAAGAUUUUAUCUUAACUGU
Dendronephthya gigantea is the source of this 1512-nucleotide messenger RNA. RefSeq names its product fatty acid 2-hydroxylase-like. The coding region runs from base 243 to 1268 and encodes 341 amino acids. Gene Ontology annotation, biological process: lipid biosynthetic process; fatty acid metabolic process. Lineage: Eukaryota; Metazoa; Cnidaria; Anthozoa; Malacalcyonacea; Nephtheidae. Gene Ontology annotation, molecular function: fatty acid 2-hydroxylase activity; heme binding; iron ion binding. The record is from RefSeq and is a predicted model, not a curated record. The transcript has 6 exons. Gene Ontology annotation, cellular component: membrane; endoplasmic reticulum.